Molecule: messenger RNA, 1470 nt
Organism: Helianthus annuus (common sunflower)
Lineage: Eukaryota; Viridiplantae; Streptophyta; Magnoliopsida; Asterales; Asteraceae
Product: TMV resistance protein N-like
Exons: 6
Coding region: 1-1470 (489 amino acids)
Molecular function (GO): protein binding
Source: RefSeq, a predicted model, not a curated record
AUGGUCUGGCAAGAACGUCUACCAAUUUUGAAAAUUCUUGAUCUCAGCGGAUCAAUGUGCCUAAUCACGACACCAGAUUUUGAAGGCCUUUCAUGUCUUGAAAGAUUGAAUUUAUUGGGUUGUAAGAGUUUAGAAGAGAUUCAUCCAUCAAUUGGAUAUCACAAAAGGCUUGUUUUCGUGAACGUGGGAUAUUGUAAAGAACUUAAAAGGUUUCCACCCAUCAUACACAUGAAAAAAUUGGAGACUCUUGAUCUCACUAAUUGCGAUGAACUUCAACAGUUUCCGGAUAUCCAGUCAAACAUGGAUAGCUUGGUAACCCUUGAUUUGAGUGAUACUGGUAUAGAAAUAAUCCCACCAUCAGUUGGACGAUUUUGUACCAACCUUGUUUCUUUCAAUUUAAAUAAUUGUCGCAGACUGAAAAGGAUAGAGGGAAACUUUCAUCUCUUAAGAAGUUUGAAAGACCUGAAUCUCAGUUGUUUCGGGUUACAAUCUUUCAAUUUAAGUAAUCCUCAGUUGAGCCUCAAGAUUACCUUCCUACCUCAGUUUCCACGUUUUCUAAGGAAAUUAAAUCUUAGUUGGCGCAAUUUGGGAGAUGGAGACAUCCCAUCUGAUAUUUGUGAGUUAUUAAACCUACAACUACUAGACCUAAGUCAUAACAACUUUUCAAGAUUACCUUCCUGCCUCUCUCAAAUCCCAUGUCUCAAGCUCCUCAAUUUGUCACACUGCAAAAGCCUUGUAGAAUUGUCGGACCUCCCAUCAACCAUAGCUAUUCUCAGAGCAGAAGAUUGUCCCUCACUUGAAAUUGUAAGAGAUUUAUUAGGUUAUAAAUGGUUGUGGAAAGUCUCACUUUGGGGGGGAGUGAAUAACAGGGUACUACUUUCUAUGCUUGCGGGAUGUGUAGUUAAAAAUCGCUUUAUGACUGUCAUACUUCCCGCCGUUGAACCAACGUCACGUAUUUUUACGAGACUAGUUACAUUGCAACUUCCACACAACUGGUACACUGACUUUAGUGGAUUUUUAUUAUCAUUUCGUGCUCAUCAUGGGAUGUAUCACAUAGUUAUUAAGCAGGAGAUGUCCACAGAUCACCCUGAAGAGUUUGGUGAAGAUUGGGAAAAAUUUGUCUUGGAAAGGAUAACAGGUGAACAUAAUCAUAUGAAUAACACGGGUCUUCAUGUAGAACUUGUUCGUAGUAAAAGUAAAAUAGGUGAUUUAAACGAACAUCCAAUCGAUUACUCAGAGUGUUGGGAUGAAGAAUAUGAAGAUAGAAAGACAUUUGAGAUCGUGUAUGAUUCAGAGUCCUCUGAAAUUCAGAUUUCAUGGGGUUUCAUAUCGUUUUUGCUGGUUGUUGCUCCCCUUUAUGCAUACUAUCGUAUGUAUAAGCUACAAAGUGUAUUGGCUAUCAUACAAAAACGUUAUUGUUACAAUAAUAUUGAUAACAAAACACAAAUCAAAUUGAUUAAUCAGUUAUAA